Messenger RNA from Mucor velutinosus, 645 nucleotides. RefSeq lists its product as uncharacterized. The transcript has a single exon. Lineage: Eukaryota; Fungi; Mucoromycota; Mucoromycetes; Mucorales; Mucoraceae. Bases 1 to 645 code for a protein of 214 amino acids. The record is from RefSeq and is a predicted model, not a curated record.
AUGACACCCACAUCAAACUCUGAAAAAGAAGCGUUAGAGUAUGUCCAGGUAACAAAAGACAAUGCGUUUUUCAGGCUUACCGGUAUAAUGCGUCAGGCAGAGGUUUUUGGGGCCGACCAACCAACGAUCCCAAAGAUUAUUUGGUCUGCCACCAGCAAUUACAGGUCGUUAUUUUAUAACGGCCAUGAAAUCAGCAUCAACAGUAUCUCAAGAUUGCUACUUUCGCUGAAAGACCAGGCAAACUUGAUCAUGCACGAUGAUCUUUUACUAGGUGCCAAUGUGCCUUGUUUGGGUGAUCCCGUCGACGAAGACAACACCGAGUACGUCGAUAAAAUGAGUUCAGAGAGAAUUGGGUACUCCUUCUUGAACGAUGUCGAGAAUGAAGCGCUCGUCGAUUCAAAGACAAGUGGGUACAUCCCACGCCAUAUCUUGUCAAAUCGAGAGCUUAGAGAGAGAUUUUUUGGCUUGGACGGCAGCACGCCUAAUCAUUUAACGCUACAAGGAUGGCUAAACCAAUGCGAGCAAUAUGUCAAGUUCUUGGCCACCAUUAUUCACAUCGAAGCAGGUCAGCCAACAAGGGGGACAGAAAUUUCAAGUUCGACAAUCAUCAAUAAUUCAAAGGGUGGUGUUAAGCACAAAGAAUAA